Messenger RNA from Haliotis rufescens (red abalone), 2594 nucleotides. RefSeq names its product platelet endothelial aggregation receptor 1-like. Bases 985 to 2058 code for a protein of 357 amino acids. The record is from RefSeq and is a predicted model, not a curated record. The transcript is spliced from 5 exons. Lineage: Eukaryota; Metazoa; Mollusca; Gastropoda; Lepetellida; Haliotidae. Gene Ontology annotation, molecular function: scavenger receptor activity.
CGCAGUUCAACAUGAAUACCCUACCUGUACACACUGUACUAACUCUGAGCUGACUAGACCAGCGCCAGGUAUAGUAUAUGUGCUGAUGUAUGUUUGCAUCAGUUGUAAGCUACAACCUAUAACACAUGGGAUUAUAUGUUUACUUUAAUUAUUGUAUGGCCCAUAAAGCCCACGUUGUAUGUGUGUCUACAGUCAAAUGAUACUACAUUAUGACACAUCCAUUUUAAUUUCCGUGUUUUCUGCGUGAAAUAAUUCGUAUUCAUUAUGACAUAUUCAGUUUAAUUUCCGUGUUUUCUGUGUGAAAUUAUUCGUAUUUAUUAUAGGUCUAUACGCAUACAUUGAGAUUCCGUUGAAUUUAAUUUCGAAACUAAUGUCAUUGCUUGUCAACGGGUCCAAAUGCGGUUGUAUAUCAAGGGUAAUUUUUGCCUGACGAGUACAGUACACUGUCAAUCAGUCAAGCAGGGCUGUGCUUCUAAAACACUGUUACCUGGAGAGAAACUGUGCUAUGGCUUAUACUGACACUGAACUAUAAGUGCACAGUAACCUCACCAAAAUGCUGGACUAUAAACGAAUUCAUUUUUUGCAAGGGCGAUCAUUUACAAAAUAAAACUGUUGAACAUCAUGUUACAUUACAAAAAACAAUGUUACAUGUGAGUUGUGUCCCUAAACAUAUUUUUAUAACCAACGAUUGGCAUUGGAUCUACGUUUAAAACUUAUGACCUAUAAAAGGUAAUUUCCUCUUAUUGACCAAGCAAGUUGUUUGAAACUCCAUGUCGCCUGUUGUGAAGAAAUAAUUUCCUCCUCACACCCAUAUAGCUAGUGUGUUUCAAUGAAGGAAGUUAUAACAUCCUCACUUCCAAGCUUCACAGUCACAAGACACAUUCAGACGUUGUACACUGAGAUCCCGGGGAGGUGGAGCUCGGCCACUAACAGCAAGUAUACUGCUAUACUCAUUAUACAAACGUGUGUUUCUAACCAAGUGAUAUGGCACCGAUGACAGUUCUGUGCGUAGCGUGCAUGAUGGUGUACACUCGUACUGCCAAAUGCAAAGGAUACCAACACUGUUCAGACUGUGACAGCACUACAGGACAUUGCAUCUUUGAGUGUGAACCUGGGUAUUUUGAUCAGGAGUGUAGUUCUAUUUGCAACAAAAAUUGUCGAAACAAGAAAUGUAAACUGUCAAUAAAUGGCAAUGAUAAUUGCACUGAAGGUUGUGUCCUGGGAUACCAAGGCCCGGGGUGUAGUCGGCCAUGUUACAACCCAGGAGGUGUUUGUACAGCAUGCCCAGGUGGGUGUGAUGGAGGAUAUUGUCAGCUUGGCUCCUCCUGUGUGUCUGGAUGUAUAGACUCCUACUAUGGGUCUGGCUGCAAGACAUGUCACAGAGGAUGUAAGACAUGCAACAGCAUAACAGGAUCAUGCACGGAGUGUCAUCCUUCAUUUCCCGGUCCGAACUGUGAACAGGAGACGAACACUACCAGAGGUUGUGAAGGUGGUUGUGUACCUGGACAUAUGGACAGAGACUGCAAACAUUGUUCUGACAAAUGUCUCAAUAAGACCUGUCACCCUAAGAACGAACCCUUUGAUAAACGAUGUAAUCCAGGAUUCUAUGGUGAACACUGCAACAAGACGUGUGGUGUGUGUAUUGAUGGAGACUGUGAUCAGAUGACAGGGAUGUGCUUCAGAGGGUGUAACAGGACCAAACUUGGAUGUGAACCUUCCUGUAGAGCCAACUGUACUUUAGCUGAAUGUGACAUUGACACAUGUCCACAAGAUGGGAAUGACGAACAGAAGACAGGCAGUGUGCUGACUUGGUUGUUGGCAUCACUGCUUCUCCUUGUAUCGGGCAUCUUGCUGACACUCUGCCUCUGUUACUGCAAGCGUUUCCCCAAACAAAGGGAACAGGAGGAGCACCAGGAUCAGAUGCAUCAAGAUGAGGUGGAGUAUCUGCAGUAUUUACCUACAGUACAGGGAGAUACACUUAAUACUAACCGUCAUUCGAAUCAUGCCUAUUAUGACGUUAUCGAUGCCGAGAAGGGUCCCGCCAUUGUGUUCCUGUGACCACUGAUUAUAUGUUCCCUCGUUUAUGUUGUAUGACGCGCUAGUUGUUGAUGAAUUUGUCGGUUUUAUCAGUGGUGAUCUUCUGUUUGUUAUUCCGCCCUCAUUUAGCUGACCCUGUUCCCAAAGUAUACAGCACUAUACUACAACAUUAACGUUAAAAACACGUGAAGAAUAUAUGGUGCGCUUCACAUCGAUGAUGAUGCCAUGAACGUUGAUGCCACUACUCUGUACAGUAUACGUCUUUACUACCAGCUGAUAAUACAUGGGUCUAUUAGCAAUGGUGAUAUGAAACCAAAGUUGUUGUUAUCAUUUAACGUGUAUAGAAUACUAUUUGUAUUGUGUAAACAAGUGUCUCAGUCACGAAAGACGAGACGUAAACUUCGGGUCGUGUCGCUUCGGAUCAAUGUUGUGUGUGUUUGUACUAAUGUGCCUUAAAUUUGCAAGUCGUGCACACUAAUUCUUAAUUUUCAUAAAAGAUUGAAAAAGAUCAGGUGUGAUAUAUUUGUACAUUAAAGUAAUAAACAUUCUACACUGUA